This is a messenger RNA of Aureococcus anophagefferens, 1989 nucleotides long. RefSeq lists its product as hypothetical. Lineage: Eukaryota; Pelagophyceae; Pelagomonadales; Pelagomonadaceae. The record is from RefSeq and is a predicted model, not a curated record. Gene Ontology annotation, molecular function: metal ion binding. Bases 1 to 1989 code for a protein of 662 amino acids. The transcript is spliced from 4 exons.
AUGCGCCUGCCGCUGCUCCUCGUCGCCGUCGCCUCGGCAGCGACGCCAAACUGGGAGCUCGAGGCCGAGCUCAACGCCGAGGUGCCGGCGGAGAAGCGCGACGCGUUGAAACACGCCGUGCGCGCCGAGGUGAAGCGGAGCCUCACGCGCUACCCCCACGUCAUCGCCGGGGCCGCGGACGCGAAGGCGUUCGUGCGACGGCUCGGCCGCGCGGAGCGGCGCGAGGACCUCGUCGUCGUCGUCGACGGCCGCGUCCUCGUCUCCCCGGCCUUCGCCAAGAUCGACAAGAACAACCGGCACCUCCAGUUCGUCUGGUCCGUGACGCAGAUGUCGAACGUGCCGAACGUGGCCUACCUUCUCGACCGCUUCGCGUUCGGCGACCGGCACCCGUACCCGUCGUCGUCGGCCAACGCGUCGAGCGGCUGCGUCGCCGCGCCGGGCCCGGCGCCGGACCCGGAGUUCGUCAUCGCCAAGUACCACGGCCACGGCAUGUGCGGCGUGCUGAUCCCGAACAUGUACGUCUUCAACGAGGUCGGCAAGUGGGCCAAGGAGGCCGAGAAGCUGAAACAGGCCGCCGUCGCGAAGCCCUGGAAGGACCGGUCGUCCCGGGUCUUCUGGCGGGGCCAGAUCCUGGCCCAGGACAAGUGCCACCGCGACGGGGGCAACCACGCGCGCUGGUCCGCGCUCGCGCUCGCGCGCGAGAAACCGGACGCCUUCGCGUGCGCGUGCCUCGACGGCAAGCCCUGCGCCGCGCGCGACGCGGCGCGAUUCCCCUGCGACGGCCUGCCCUACACGGCGACGAUGGCCGCUUUGGUCGCCGAGGACCGCGCGAAGCACUCGAAGGCCGCGCUGCCGAUGGCCGACUUUGCGAACUACAAGUUCCUGCUGAACCUGCCGGGGACCAUCUCCGGGUCCUACAGCCGCCACCUCAACGUGCUCUGGGCGCUGGGCGCCGUCGUCCUGCUCUGGGACUCGCCCCACGUCGAGUGGUACUACCCCGCGCUCAAGGACGGCGCGACGCACGUCGUCGUCGUCGUCGACGCGGCGUCCGCGGCCGAGACCGCGGCGGCGCUCCUCGCGGACCCCAACCGGGCCCGGGGCCUCGCGCUCCGCGCGCGCGUCGUCCACGACCUCUUCCUCUGCCCGGACUGCCUCGCGAGCCACUUCAAAUUCGUCGUCGACGCGUACCGGAAGCGGUUCCGCCUCGAGAAGGCGCUCGACGGCGCCGCGCUCCCGGCCGUCGUCGGCGACCUCCUGCGCGAGGGGCCCCUCGUCGAGGUCCAGUUCGGCGCCUCGGAGACCCGCGGCGCGGACGCGAAGCCGACGAGCUCCAUCCCGCACCUCUUCUCGCGGCCGUUUUGCGACGCGACGCCAUCCGCGUCUGGCACGCUCGGCGGCCGGUUCCCAGCCGCGGCGGCCGCCAUGGGCGCCCCGCGGUGGAUGGACGACGGCGAGACGGGCCGGUGCAUGGGGUGCACCAAGGCCUUCGACAGCGGCACCUGGCGCCACCACUGCCGGCGCUGCGGCAUGAUCUUCUGCGACCACUGCAGCCGGUUCAAGUGCCUCAUCCACCCCGCCGAGGCGGUCUACCCGCCGGACUGGGACUCGAUGCUGUCGAGCUUCGACCCGCGGGAGCCGCUGCGCGAGCAGAUCGACCGCGACCUCGCGCUCGCGCUCGCGCUCAGCGAGGAGGAGCAGCAGCGCGCGCACGACGAGGCCAACGCCGCGCCGCCGCCGCCGCCGCCGGACCACUACCGGCCGCCGGACCACCGCGAGGACGCCGACUCGUCCUUCUUCGGCCGCUGGGGCUCGACCGGCGACGCCGCGCCCCGCGACGACGCCUGGGCCGACGAGCGCCGCGAGCGCCUCUCGUCCCUCGCCGACGAGACGGCCCUCCCGACCGAGGAGCUCAAGGCCUUCUCCCUCCGCGGCGCCGCGCGCGCGCCGCCCGCGCCCUACGACGACGAGCUCGACGAGCUCGAGAUCUGA